Molecule: messenger RNA, 4714 nt
Organism: Melanotaenia boesemani (Boeseman's rainbowfish)
Lineage: Eukaryota; Metazoa; Chordata; Actinopteri; Atheriniformes; Melanotaeniidae
Product: integrin alpha-D
Exons: 31
Coding region: 59-3610 (1183 amino acids)
Biological process (GO): cell-cell adhesion; cell adhesion mediated by integrin; cell-matrix adhesion
Cellular component (GO): external side of plasma membrane; integrin complex
Molecular function (GO): integrin binding
Source: RefSeq, a predicted model, not a curated record
UGUUCACACAGACCCCGUAAACACGCUCCGGCAGUAGUACUCAGCCUCAUGGUGAAAAAUGUCUGGACUGCGUCGCGCAUCCCUCCUCAUCUAUAUGAAGGCUGCUGCUGCAGUCAUCACAGUUUCUUUGGCCUUCAACAUUGACACAACACAUACAGACAUCUAUCCUGGCAAAAAGUCAGAUUUCUUUGGAUACAAAGUGCUUCAGGUAAAGUCGACUGGGAGUAACGGGAUAAUCGUCACUGCACCUCUGCACCUUAAUGGAUCAGGAGGAAUAUUCAAAUAUGAUGAAAAUGAAAACAAAAAGGAGUUCACUCCUAAAGAGAAUGCUCAGACAAACUCAACAGUUCAACACCUUGGCCUUUCAAUAGCUGCAGACCCCACAAGAUCCAACUUGACUGUUUGCAGUCCAAGUCUUGUCCAUGAAUGUUAUCAGAACAUGUUCCUGAACAGUGUGUGUUAUAAAAUCACACAAGAACUUGAGCAAAUCUCCUCUUUUAAACCUGCUUUCCAAGAAUGCAGAAAAAAGACGGUGGAUCUCAUCUUUCUGUUUGAUGGAUCAAAGAGCAUGACCGAUGAGGAGUUUGGGAAAAAUAAAUUUUUUAUAGUGAACAUAAUGGAAAGCCUUAAAAACACAUCAAUCAAGUUUGCAGCAGCUCAGUUCUCCGAUAAAACAAGGAAAGUUUUUGACUUCAAUGACUUUAAGGCUGGUACUGCUUAUGAGAAACUUGAAAAGGAACCUCAUAUGUUAAGUCUCACCAACACUUACACAGCCCUCAAAUUUGUGUUGAAUGAACUGUUUGAAAACCCAGCUGCAGGCGCCUCUCCUGAUGCAACUAAAGUUCUGAUGAUAAUCACAGAUGGAGAUCCCAGUGAACCUGAAGAUAAAGCUAUUAUUGAACAAUAUAAUAAGAAAAACAUAAUUCGGUUUGUCAUUCUGGUUGAAAAACAAGGUCUACUGAGAAAUUUUGGAGGCAUCCCUUCGGAAAUUACUAACACGAGUGUCUUCAAAAUUGAGAGUUAUGAUAAACUCGCAGGAAUCCUGGAAACUUUUCAAGAACAGAUUUUUAAAAUAGAAGGGAACCAAGUGGCUAGGGCUGGAGAAAUGACUGCAGAAAUGUCCCAGAGUGGAUUCAGUGCUGCCUUCUACAAGGACAACUUGAUCCUGGGUUCUGUGGGAUCAAACAACUGGCGUGGCUCAAUUCAAGAACAUAAAAAUCAAACUGAAAAGGAGAUUUCUGAUUCAGAAAUGAAGACAGAUUCCUACAUGGGAUACUCGAUAUCUGUUGGAGAGAAGGAUGGUGUUCCUCUAUAUUUUUCGGGUGCACCACGAUUUAACCACACAGGACAGGUCAUAUUUUUCAAAGAGGAGACAUGGGAACUAGCCCAAAGACUUGAUGGCAGCCAGAUUGGUUCCUACUUUGGUGCAGAGCUGUGCUCCGUAGACGUCAACUCAGAUGGUAAUACUGACUUCCUGCUUGUUGGGGCUCCAAUGUUUUAUCAGCCCCAUGAAAAGAAAGAGGGAAGAAUCUACAUCUACACACUGACUGAUGAGAUGAGUUUGGAGAAUGAGUUUAGUGUGACAGCACCAUCCCUGGGUAGAUUUGGCACCACCAUAUCCAGCCUUGCAGAUCUGAAUGGAGAUGGACUCCGAGAUGUUGCCGUUGGAGCCCCUCUGGAGGAUGAUAACAGUGGAGCUGUGUACAUCUACCUUGGAGACAGAAAUACUGGAAUACACAGCACUUUCAGCCAGAGAAUCACUGGAGGAAAAAUUGAACCCUCGAUAAAAUUCUUUGGACAAGCCAUAGACGGACAUAUCGACCUUUCCGAUGAUGGGCUCCCGGAUAUUGUGGUUGGAUCACAGGGUGCUGCUGUUGUCUUAAGGUCCAAGUCUAUCUUUAAUGUCAUGGCUCACCUGUUGUUUUAUCCUAAAGAGAUAAGCAUUGAAAAAAUCGACUGCCUGUUCAGCAAAGCUGAAAAUUUACCCAUGAUUAGCUUAACAGUCUGCUUUGAAAUGGAAGAAACAACAAAAAGUAAACAAGGGGCAGCAAAAUCUGGAAUGAACAUCUCAUACACGCUCAGCGUGGACCCAAUAAGAAAAAUCCACAGAGGUUUCUUCAGUCCAACUGAUGAGAAAGCCAGGACUUUAACAUCUUCCUACAAACUGACCGAUAAAGAAACAUGCUUUAACUAUUCCAUCUUCAUGCCACAUUGCGUGAAAGACACAUUAUCCGCUGUCAACAUCAUGUUAAAUUUUUCCCAAAAUGACAGUGAGAACGCGAAUGUCAUCCUGAACCCAGACAGCAAAAGACAAGCUGUUGUUGAGGUUCCCUUUGAAAAAUACUGUAGAAAUAAAGACAUUUGCGUUGCUGACCUCGAUGUGGAUUUCAAUUUCACGUCUGCGACAGUACUGGUGACUGAAGCCAAUUACUUCAAUGUUUCCAUAGAAGUGACCAAUCAUGGCGAUGACUCGUACAACACCAGCCUGACAAUGCACUAUCCUCCAGGCCUCUCCUACUCGAUGAUGAGUCUUACAGAGGCCACGAGACCAACGCUCCCCAGCUGCCGCGACCUAGAGGGAGUGCUCGACAAAACCGUGUGUGGCAUCAGCCUUCCUGUGUAUCGGAGCAGAUCUUUUGCAAAAUUUAAAGCUUCCUUUCAAAUCUUGAAUGAUUUCAAGUGGAACGACACAAUGACCAUGACCAUUGUUGCACAAAGUGACAAUUCAAAUGUCAGCAGCAGCAAUUCCCUCACCAAAACUAUCCCGGUACAAUUUGAAAUCAAAAUGGCAAUAACAAUAAAAGAAGAGACUGUUACGUAUUUAAACUUCACAGAAGAAGAUACUGCACCCAAAAAAAUUGUCAUCAUAUAUAAGAUAAAUAAUCCUGGUUUUAAGGGUUUUCCUGUCAACGUGUCCCUGAUCUUCCCAACGAAACUGGAAGAUAUUUUUGUACUGACCAACUAUAGGGUUCAUGUUGAUCAGAACAUAACUCAGUGUUCAGGGACUUCUGAAAUGAAAUCUGAGUACUGGUCACCAGAAGAGGACUACAAAGCCAUCAACUGUGACAUUUUCAAUCUGGAAAAAUAUUCAUUUAUCGAGUUUAGGUUGGUGGGAGAUGUACAAUAUAAAGACCUCAAACAGCAUGUAAAGAAUAUUGCCCUUCCCAAACGAUAUACUGGAGACAGCAAAGAGGUUAAAUUUAGGAGCCUUAUACGUGUUGACUAUGACACCAACCGAUAUGUGCUGGCUACUCAUAAACAUGAGCAACCUGAGCUGCAGAAAGACAACGAUCCAACAAUGAAAUGGGUUGAAGCUCGAAUAGAGUUGAUAAUCCUUCCAGAUAUGCUACUAAUCAUUUUGACUGGAGGUGGAUUGGGCUUGUUGCUUCUGUUCAUAAUCGCACUCAUCAUGCUUAAACUGGGUUGCUUCAAGAGAAAGACACAGCAGGAUUUUGAGGUGAUGGAAGACAGAAACUCUACAGAGCAAUGUCAACCUUCAGAGAAAGAAAAGCUUGUUGGUGUUGACCAGAAAGAAAGUGAUCAAGACCCCCCCCCCAAAAGAACCGAGGAGACUAAUGGUCACAAAGAUGUUUCCCAAAAUCCCAGUUAAACCUUUAGAACCUGUUGAAUCUGUUAAACCUGUUAAUUAUUAGAGGGAGUUUUAUGGAAGCACCGUACAACUGAGUAACAACUUGAAAAUAAAUACUGAAAUGAAAAAAAAUAUCUCAUUAUGAAAAAGUUGAGAAAGGCAGAUUUUAAAGGUUGUUUAGAAUAAGCCAGGGUCCAGACACCCUCGGAGGAAACUCAUUUUGAUCACUUGUAUUCACAAUCUCGUUCUUUCGGUUUCUAACCACUGAUCGUUACCAUAGGUGAGCGUAGGACCAUAGAUCGAUCUGUAAAUCAAGAUCUUUGCCUUUAAGCUGCAUCACUGCAGACGCUGCACCAAUGCACCUAUCAAUCAUCCACUCCAACCUUCCCUCACUCGUGAAGAAGACCCUGAGAUACUUGAACUCAUUCACUUGGGGCAGGGCCUCAUUCCCAAUCUGAAGAGGACAGUCCACUCUUUUCCACCUGAGGACCAUAGUCUCGUAUUUUCAUCCUGUGCCCCAUCUUCAGGCCUGGCUCCAGAGGGAGGGCCUGGCGACCCUCGUCUGGGCAAGGGAUACUUGGCUCCAUUUUUGAUUUUCUUCUUGGAGGUCUGGUUGUUUUGUAGUUGUUUAUUUGUAGCAGAAUGUUGCUUUUUUUUUUAUAACAGAAUCUUGUAAAGGUCUGUGUAUUAUAAUGUAUAUUUGUUUAAAAUGAAGGGGGGGAUCUGUCCGAAUGUUUAACUUGAACUGCACAUAUCUACAUUGUUUUUAAUCAAAGUGUUUAAAUGUCUUAUGAAGCAUUAUAUAUUAUAGUUCAAUAUGAUUUUUUUAUGAUCCUCCAAAACGAUGUGCCCAUGCAUGAUGUCACAGGAAAGAAAGCGCUUUUUUUUUUUUUUUUAACUAUCCCACAUUUUAUUAUAUUUUAUUUUAUUUUGAUUUUACUAAUCAGCAAUUAAGUUUGGACAUGUAGUAGUGUCCAUAUUUUUACUACUACCAUAUGUCAUUGGGAUUUUCUAGAUUUUGAGAUGUGAAGAACUUAUUUAAUGUAAUGAAGUGACCUGCCCUUAUACAUACUAUUAUCUGUAUUUCUUGAACCUAAAUAAAUACAUAUAACAAAUAUUUAAUAA